AUAAAAAAGGUAUUAAUUAAGAAAGAGAAUGAAUAAGUACGAAAUAAUUGGAGUAGUAGGAGAAGGAGCUUAUGGGAUAGUACUAAAAUGUAGAAAUAAAGAGACAAAUGAAUUUGGUUUAAUAUUUUUUUGUAUUUGUUUCAGUGGCAAUAAAAAAAUUCAAAGAAACCGAAGAUGAUGAGACAGUUAAGAAAAGCAUACAAAGAGAAGUAAAAAUGUUGAGAACGCUAAAACAUCAAAAUAUUAUAUAGUUGAAGGAAGCAUUUAAAAAAAAGGGGAAAAUAUUUUUGGUAUUCUAAUUUGUAGAUAGAAAUCUAUUGGAAUUAUUAGAGGAGAGAAAAUAAUUAGAUGUAUUUGAAUGUAAAGAAAUGAUUAGUAGGAAAGUAUAAGGAGAGUAAUAUUGUAAUUAGUGUUGGCAAUUCAUGCAUGUCAUUAAGUUGGAAUAGUACAUAGAGACAUAAAGCCUGAAAAUUUGUUAAUCGAUAAUGAAUUAAAUAUAAAGUUGUGUGAUUUUGGUUUUGCUAGAGUAAUUUUUAGAAUAUGAUAUAGACAAUUUAAUGUUAAGAAUAGUUGACAGAUUAUGUUGCAACAAGAUGGUAUAGAUCUCCAGAAUUAUUAAUAUCAAAUAAUUAUGGAAAGGAGGUAGAUAUUUGGGCAAUAGGAUGUAUAAUGGGAGAAUUAAUAGAUGGUUAACCUUUAUUUCCAGGAGAAAACGAAGUGGAUUAAUUAUAUUUAAUUUAAAAAAUUAUCGGACCAUUAACCUAAGAUUAGAUUGAAAGAUUUUAGAAAAAUUAGAAAUAUAUAGGAAUGAAAUUUCCAGAUAUUACAAAAACCGAAACAAUUGAAAAAAGAUAUUAAGGCAAAAUGUGUAAUAAAGGUUUGAGUUUUCUAAAAUCAUGUUUAAUUAUGGAUCCAAAUUAAAGGUUAACAUCUUUAGAGUGUUUAGAACAUUAAUAUCUUUAAGACCUUUGGAAUAAAGAAAAUGAAGCAAGACCAAAAAGCAAUUUUUAGAGAAGAACUAGUUGUGAAAGAAAUGAUUCAAAACCAUGCAUAAUUAAUUAAUUUGAUUUUGGUGAUACAAAACCAAAGAAAAUAUUAGAAAAGACUAUCCCAUAAACUAUUUAGAAUUAAACCUUAAUUUAUAAAUAAGCUUAUAAUUAUAAAAUUGGAGACUAUAUCUCAGAAUAUAAUAAAGAAGGGGAUGAUAAUAAAUCUUUAACCCAAAAAACUUUCAAUUAAUCAUUUAAAAUUAAACUUAAUGAAACUCUCCCUUAAAGUCGAUUAGGAUCUGAAUAAGAUAAAAGAAUUAAUCGAAUCAUUGGAUUACCUGGUGUAAAGGAUGAUUCAAAGUUACAAAACUAACAUUAAUUUGAAUAAUAUCCAAAAUAAUAAUCAUCAUCUAUUGCCAAAUCACCAUAGAAAAAAAACUCUAUUUAAUAACCUUCCUUUCAUGCUUCAGUAUUUUUAUGUUUCAUUUUUAGGGUCAGUAUAAUUUAUAACCUCAAAAACUUAAUUUAGUGUAUAAUACAAAUACAUAUAAUUAUUCAAUAAAAAAAUCACAUAUCUCAAAAAAAUGA
Molecule: messenger RNA, 1577 nt
Organism: Paramecium sonneborni
Lineage: Eukaryota; Ciliophora; Oligohymenophorea; Peniculida; Parameciidae
Source: the annotation of a GenBank genome assembly